AUGAAUCGAAGAGGAACGGACCUUAUUAAUACAUUACUAAAUGAAAAUAAUAUAGCAACUACACGUAUUGAUACACAUACUUCUGGCUGGAAUUACCAGCAAAGAGAGUUUAAGAAAAAGAAUAUUAAUGGAACAGAAUGUAAUGUAAAUGAAUUAAAUUAUUGUAUAGCAAAUUACAAAAAUAAUUGUACUGCAAUUUAUAAUAUCAGUAGUAUUUCAAGAAUGCAAGAGCUGACAGGACUUAAUAGUUCACAAUAUAUUUCUAAAAGAUAUGAUGAAUUUUUAAAGGAUACUAUUGAUGUAUCUGAAUACUACUAUUUAGAAUAUAUCGGCAACAAAACUUCUGAAUUAUGUAAAGAAUGGAGUUAUUUUAUUUAUGAUAAGGGAAAGAAUUUUAUUUAUAUGUUAGCACAAGAAUUCAAUUUGAUGGGAACAGAACGUACAAAUAAUAUUAGAAAAUGGAAACAAUUUAAGGAAAAAUUAGAGAAUGACACAUUAACACGAACAAAUCGUACAUGUAAUAUAAAGAGUUAUUAUCCUAAUGACACUGAAUAUGAAUCUACAACGUUACCUUUUGUAAUUACAACUAUACCUACAUCUACAAAUGCACCUACAACUAUAACCACAUCUAAACUUACACCUACAACUGUAUCUACUACUAUACAAGUCACUACAUUUACGCCUUCAACUACACCUGCAUAUGCACCUACAUCCACAACUAUGAAUGCAACUAUACCUACAUCUAAAAACGCACCUACAAUUGAAUCUACAACUACACAAGCCACUACAUCUACGCCUUCAAUUACACCUGCAUAUGCAUCUACAUCCACAACUGCGAAUGAUACUAUACCUGCAUAUGCACCUGCAUCUACAACUACGACUGCAACUAUACCUACAUCUACAAACGCACCCAUAACUAAAUCUACAACUACACAAGCCACUACAUCUACAACUGCACCUGUAUCUACAACUAUACCUGCAUCUGCAACUACACCUGCAUCUGCAACUACACCUGCAUCUACAAACGCACCUACAACUGAAUCUACAACUACACAAGCCACUAAAUCUACAACUGUACCUGUAUCUACAACUAUAUAUGCAUCUGCAACUGUAACUGCAAUUACACCUGCAUCUACAACUACAUUUACAACUAUACAAGCCAAUACAUCUACUACUACACCCAUUGCCGCACCUACAUCUUCAACUAUGCAAGCAACUGCACUAAUAUCUACAAAAGGGUUCUCAACUGCAUCUGUAAAUGUAUCAAAAACUCAAAAUACAUCAUUACCCACAUCUAUAUUAAAACCUACAACUACAUCUUCAUCUACAACUGCACCUACAACCACACGUACAUCUACGCCUACAUUUAUACCUUCAACUACAUUAAGUACUAUUAUUCAUAAUAAAAGUUAUGGGAAUAUAUCUUCAGGUAUUUCUAUUAAAAGUUCGUUUACGGUAACUAAAUCUACAAUUAUUCCUCUUUCAGCUACCUUGGGACCAUUUUUGGGAAUUCUUCUCCUUUUUAUAUUUGUGUAUAGAUGCACUCCCAUUGGCUCGUGGUUUGGUAACCGUAGAUCAAAGAAAAAAAAAACACAGAAAAAAAAGAAACAAAUACAAGUAGAUAGUGAAUCAGUAUUCCCAGAAUUUUCCGAUAAAAAAUCAGGGAUCAAUAUGAAAAACUUUCCAAUAUGUAAUGAGAAAAACAGUCCCACAUGCGAAAUUGCAUUGGAAAAUGAAAAUAACGAAAGAAAUAUGGAAACAAAGAGCAAUAUUGUAGAAAGAAGGAAAAAGUGGAAAUGGAAAGCUGUAAUUGAAGUACAUAUGAUGGUAUUAGAGGAAUUCCAAAAAGAGGAGUGGGAAUUGAAUAGAAGAGAAUUUCUAAAAAUUUGUUUAGAAGAAUUUAAAGAAGACAUAUAUUCGGAUGUAAUUAAUAGACACUUAACUAUGGAAGGAGAUCAAGAAAAAAUUACUAGUAUUUUUUUAGAACAAAAGCCCCUAUGGAAAAUGUGGACAGAAAGGAACAAUAAGUUGAUAGAUAAAUGGAAAAAGGAACAUUGGUUUAAAAAUUUAAAGAAAGAAUGGAAAAAAGAGGUAAGUAAAUAUAUGCCAUUGAUAAAAAAAGAAGAAAUGAUGGAAGGCAAAGAAAAGGGAGCAAGUAAUCCCAUACUAGAGAGACAAAAAAUAAUAUGGAAGAAAUGGAUACAAAGGCAAAAUAAGUUGCAUAUUUUUGAUGACGAAGAAUUGUUAAAACAAUUGUCAAUAGAAUAUGAAGCAGAAGAAGAAAUAAAAAAAAAUACGGAAACAAUAGAUAGAGAAAAAAUAGGAAUGGAAAUAGAGAAAAAGGAUAAAACAUUUAAGGAUUCAAACAAAAAUGAAUUAAUAUCGAGAUUAAGGAUAGAGAUACACAUGAUGGUGUUAGAUGAAUGCAAAAAAGAGGAAUGGAUAAGGAACAAAAAAGAAUUUUUUAAAACAUGCAUAGGAGAAUUAAAAUUACAGGAUAAUUCCGAUAAAAAAGAACUUUUAGAAAUAGAAGAAGAAAUAAUGAAAAGCAUUACAUUAAAAAAAAAAAAAGAGGAAUUAGAGAAAUUUAGAAAAGAAAAAUGUUUUAUUGAAUUGAAGCAAGAAUGGGUAAAUAAUGAGAAGAAAUAUAUGGAAGAAGUGAAUAAAGAAAACUUAUUAAGAGUUGAAGAAAGAAUUGAAAAUCCCAUGUUACAAAAGCAAAAGAUUAUAUGGAAGAAACAUUGGGAAGAGAUACGUAAAAAGCUAGAGGAUGAAAAUAAGAAAGAGUGCCUUAUAAAGUUGAUGGAAGAAUUAAAGAAAAAAGAAACCGAUAUAAAAGAAAUAGAUAAAAUUAAUAAAGCAGAAAAAAAUAUAAAAGAGGAUGAAAUUGAAAAAGAAAAAAAAAAAGAAGAGUAUAUACAAUUAGAAAAAAAAGAGGAAACAAAAAUGAAACAUGUGGAAAGAAAGAUAGAAAAAGUAAGAAAAAAGAGUAAUUAUAUGACAUUGAGAAAAAAGCCGAAGAGAAAAACUAUAAUAGAAAUACAUAUGAUGAUAAUGCAGGAUUGUAAAGAAGAGGAAUGGGAAUUAAACAGAGUAGAGUUUUUAGAGAUUUGCUUGAAUGAAUGGUUAAAAAAUGAGGGAAUAAUUGAAAAUAUAAAUGACAAAGAAGUCACGUUAAAAGAAGAAAAAAAAAGCAGUAAUGUAGCAUUAGAAAAGCAGAAGAUGUUAUCAAAGAAAUGGAUAGAAAAAAGAAGAAGGUUAUUAGAAAAAUGGAAAAAGGAAGAAUGGUUUAAAAAUUUGAAAGAAGAAUGGAGAAAGGAGGAAAAUAUGUAUGCGAAAACAAAAGAUAAAUUAGAAUUCAUGGAUAGAAAGGAUAAAAUAGAUAGUAAUACUACAUUAAAGAGGAAAAAAGAAAUAUGGAAGCAAUGGCUACGGAGACAAAGGGAGGUAUUUAUGGAUUAUUAUAAGGAGAGAUGGUUUACAAAGUUGUUAGAAGAAUAUGAGAAGGAAGAAUAUGAAUUUAUAAAAGAAGAAAACGAGGAGAAUGUAGAGGAAAAAAAAAAUAACUUAGAAAAUGAGAUAAGAGAAGAGGAAAUAGUAGACAUAAAGAAAGAAGUAAAUAAUAAGAUAAAGAAGGAAAGGUUAAUAUCUAAUAUGUGUGCAGAUAUACAUAUGAUGGUAUUAGAUCAGUGUAAAAAGGAAGAGAUAGAAUCCUUGACAAAUGAGCUUCUUAAGUCAUACAUAGAACAAAAGAGAAAACAUGAAGCAUCUUGUGAACAAGAAAUGGGAAAUAAGAAAGUAGAUGAAAUAGAAAAAGAAAGAGAAAUGAAUAUUAUGAUAGAGAAGAAGAAAGAAAAAUGGGAGUGUUGGAAAAGAGAGGAUUGGUUUCAGGAGUUGAAGUUGGAUUGGAAAAAGAAAAUGAUACAUAUGAAAGAAAUAACGGAUGAUAUAAGAGAAAAAGUAAUAAAUCCCAUGUUGGAAACACAAAUAAUUGAGAAAAAGUGGCAAGAGAGGCAAAGAAAUAUUUUAAAGAAACGGAAUAGACAAAAUGUACAUGAAAGAUCAAUGAACAACAACAAAGAUGAAGAAGCGAUAGAGAAAGAAAAUGAUGAAGGCGACUUAAAAAAAUGGGAUAUUACAAUAUUAUAA
Plasmodium relictum is the source of this 4149-nucleotide messenger RNA. RefSeq names its product surface-associated interspersed protein (SURFIN). The coding region runs from base 1 to 4149 and encodes 1382 amino acids. Lineage: Eukaryota; Apicomplexa; Aconoidasida; Haemosporida; Plasmodiidae. The record is from RefSeq and is a predicted model, not a curated record. Gene Ontology annotation, cellular component: extracellular matrix. The transcript has 2 exons.